Messenger RNA from Zootoca vivipara (common lizard), 2416 nucleotides. RefSeq names its product macroH2A.1 histone (gene MACROH2A1). Gene Ontology annotation, biological process: nucleosome assembly. Gene Ontology annotation, molecular function: DNA binding; protein heterodimerization activity; structural constituent of chromatin. Gene Ontology annotation, cellular component: nucleosome. NCBI's taxonomy places the organism in Eukaryota, Metazoa, Chordata, Lepidosauria, Squamata, Lacertidae. The record is from RefSeq and is a predicted model, not a curated record.
CUGACGCCCCCUUCCUUUGCCCCGGACCCUGUCCUGCGCGAAACCUGCGGUCGUUGUUUGAGCACAAUGCGAUUUCCCUGCCAGCCGCUUGCCCUGUUCGCUUUGGGGCGGAGGGGUUGGGAUCGAGCGGAUCGUCCCCCUGCCUCCCUUUCUCUCUGUGUCGUAUUGCAACACUUGCAACACCUGGAGGUGGUCCUUUGGGGCAGGCACCUGCCUUGGGUGCGGGCGUAUCUUUGCAAUCCAGAGAAGCUCCCGACAGGUUCCAGGAGGGCGUUACUGGUGGCGGUGUUAUUGUUGUUAGUGGUAUUGUUAUUAACCGAGGCUCCUGUGAUUCCACGAUUGUUUGCAAUCUUGGGGGACGUAGGCGAAAAGGGAUUUCCUCCGAUCCGAAUCCGGAGCGGAACCGAGGGGGUUAAAGGAGAGCGGAGAGACUUCCCUGCGCCCUUAAGGAAACAAAACUCUCCUCUGCGCGGUGUCGUGGGGGAUUUCUUGCUCCGAUUUCAUUCUGGGCUAGGGAAUCCGGAUUUCGGGAGUGGAAUGUGGCCCUCGGAUUCCAAGAAUACGCGAUCGUUUGCACAAGGGUGUUAGAUCAUGCGAAGCUAGACUUCUGCCCCAGCCACCCACCUCCUUUUCUUUCCCCUUCCUCCUCCUCCUCCUCUUCCUCGGGUCACUGAGCACGAGAAGAUAAUGCACAGAGACUGCAAGCUGAGUAACUAGGAAGCGGCGGAGGACAUAUUUGUUUCUAGAUUGCUGACCCAGACCCACGUAAAAGAAAAUGUCCAGCAGGGGUGGGAAGAAAAAGUCGACGAAGACCUCUCGCUCGGCAAAAGCUGGGGUCAUAUUCCCCGUGGGACGAAUGCUACGUUAUAUUAAGAAAGGUCACCCGAAGUACAGGAUUGGGGUCGGCGCUCCAGUGUAUAUGGCAGCUGUACUUGAAUACCUGACUGCGGAAAUUCUUGAAUUGGCUGGAAAUGCCGCGCGGGACAACAAGAAGGGUCGUGUCACACCUAGACAUAUCCUCUUGGCUGUAGCAAACGACGAAGAAUUAAAUCAGCUGUUGAAAGGCGUCACCAUAGCCAGCGGUGGUGUAUUACCAAAUAUUCACCCAGAAUUGUUGGCGAAGAAACGGGGAUCGAAAGGAAAACUGGAAGCGAUCAUCACUCCGCCACCAGCCAAAAAGGCAAAAUCUCCAUCACAGAAGAAAACCACAAUAAAGAAACCAGGUGGCAAGAAAGGAGCAAGAAAGUCUAAGAAACAGGGAGAAGUCAGCAAAUCAGCAAGUGCUGACAGCACAACAGAAGGCACCCCAACAGAUGGCUUCACCGUCCUUUCUACAAAAAGUCUAUUCCUUGGGCAGAAGCUGAACCUUAUUCACAGUGAAAUCAGUAAUUUAGCCGGCUUCGAAGUGGAGGCCAUUAUCAAUCCCACCAAUGCUGACAUUGACCUUAAAGAUGAUCUAGGGAGUACUUUGGAGAAGAAAGGCGGAAAGGAAUUCCUGGAGGCCGUGGUCGAACUUCGCAAAAAGAACGGGCCAUUGGACACAGCUGGAGCUGUCGUCAGUGCAGGCCACGGAUUGCCUGCUAAGUUUGUGAUCCAUUGCAAUAGCCCCAGUUGGGGUGCAGACAAAUGCGAGGAGCUAUUGGAGAAGACAGUGAAGAACUGCUUGGCUCUGGCAGAUGAGAAGAAGCUGAAGUCAAUUGCGUUUCCUUCUAUUGGAAGUGGCAGGAAUGGUUUCCCAAAACAGACUGCUGCCCAGCUGAUCCUCAAAGCCAUUUCCAGCUAUUUUGUGGCAACAAUGUCCUCUUCAAUCAAGACCGUCUAUUUUGUGCUCUUUGACAGUGAGAGUAUAGGGAUUUAUGUGCAAGAAAUGGCCAAGUUAGAUGCCAACUAAGUCGUGAAAGCAAAGAGUCCCUGCCUCCUUGCCCCUCCCCCUCCAAUUCUUUAUUCCUCAUUGUGAGACAGAGCAGCCCUUAUUUUAAAUUUUGCUCAUCUAGGGGAAUUGAGGGAGGGCUUUUUUGACUUUCUGAAAUGUUUUUAUGUUGGCACUGAUAGUUGGCAUUACUGCUGUUAAUGCACUGUAUUCCAGGCAUUGUCUGAAUUUAGUGUAAUCUAGGAGAUUUUAUAGUUUUAUUUUAAUGAAGUACAGAUUGAUGCAGAAGUUGUUAGCAGUACAUAGUCUGUUAUUCGUGGAAGAAACCGGCAGACCCUAUUUUGUAACUGUGUUGUGGUGCUUUUAUCGAGUGGCGUUCCUUUCUCGUUUUUUUAAAAAGAAGAAGAAAAAAAAGAUGCUACACAUCUUAUUUGUGUUUACGUCUUGUCCCGAAGAUGGAUCAGAGGAGAAAAGAACCCUGUUGCCCUUAAUUAAAUUGCAAUUUGGGAUUUGUGUGAAUUGAUUUAGUAAAAUGUUUAAAAUGUU